Messenger RNA from Trichobilharzia regenti, 5682 nucleotides. The record is from the annotation of a GenBank genome assembly. Lineage: Eukaryota; Metazoa; Platyhelminthes; Trematoda; Strigeidida; Schistosomatidae.
CUCACUUGAAACACAUGGGCUCGUUUUUUAGUUCUUGUAGUUACUUGGAAUUACUUAUCUAAAUGUUACAUGGUUUUAAACGUAUCCUCAAAGUCUGUUGUUGUAAAAAGACACUUGGAAGUAUACGGGUUACCGCUGCAACUAUGUACUUCCGAAACGCGUUUGCUACGAGUGCGCGUUAUUCGUGCCCUGGAUCUUAUGAAAAAGGACAUAUUUGGUGCAAGUGAUCCAUACUGCAAGCUGUGUGUAUAUAAAACUCAGCGGUCAACGUUACCUGUCUGUACACCAGUGCCAACGCGAACUGUUAAGCGUUCCUUAAAUCCUAUUUGGAAUGAAGAAUUUAUAUUUAGAGUCAAUCCAUCUGAAAAUCGUUUAGUUUUUGAGUUGUACGAUGAGAAUAGAAUUACAAGAGAUGACUUCUUGGGCGUCGUUACUGUAUUUCUGCCUUAUUUGGAAAUUGGUACUGAAGGCUCCAGUAGUCGAAUUAUGGCGAAAAGUUUCUUGUUACGUCCUCGAAGCUCUCGAUCCCGCGUUCGAGGCAAUCUCCACUUGUAUUUGGCCUACUUACCAAGCCAUUUAAAUCCUCGAAUAUCAUCUCUGCGUGAAAUUCCUGCUGUUGUUGAACUGUCAUCUGAGCAAAGGCAUAGUGAAGGUCAAAUCUCGCCUACUCAAGUUUCUUCACAUCGUUCUAGUUUACAAACACAAUCUUCCCACAGUCCUGGUAUUUCUACAACAUCUGGUACUGCAGAAAAUGGUACUGAUAGUUGUGUAAUUGUUAGAAAUACACCUAUAGAAAUGGAUGCUGAAAGUGUUAAUGAGAGUGUUGUUGGACCAAUGCUAUCCACAUCAUUAGAUGAUAGUUCUUCAGUUGAAAUGGUAUCAGAUCCUCUACCUCCAGGUUGGGAUGAAAGAGUGGAUCAAAAUGGACGUACAUAUUAUGUGGAUCAUGUGAAUAAACGUACACAAUGGGAUAGACCUUCAUUUCGAUUACCACAAGGCUGGGAGCAACGAACUGAUGCCAAUGGUCGAGUCUAUUAUGUGGAUCAUAUAAAUCAUAGAACUACAUGGUAUCAUCCUUUGUCUGAGGGAUCUCGGCUACAAGCAUCACCUCCACAUUCAUCUACCAGUCCAGAUACAUUUAAUGAUGGUGAUGAACCACCUGCUGAAGGCGAAGUAGCUAACGGAGAUGGUGAACCCGAACCGGAAUACCAGGCCAAUGCUGAAUCAUCGAAUAGUCCAAGUGAAAAUCAAGAAAAUCGCUCACCUGAAUCUGAACAUGGACCACCAUCUCCAACGCAUACAAAAGUCUCCGAUUCAAGAUCUCAAGUACACAGUAAUAGUGGAGCAUUACGACAUAAUAAUAAUCCGCGUCAAACACAACGUAGUUUAACUAUAGCUGAAAGAAUACGUGCAAGAAAUGGAGUAAAUGCAACAACAACAACAACAGGAGCAGCACCCCGUUGUAUAUCUAAUCGUCAAAAUGUGAUCGAUGAAGUACGCGCUGCACAGACUAUGUAUAUGCGGCGUAGACAAGUUAGCCAUGAAGAUACUGUAUCCCGUGUCCCUAUAAAUUUAGAUGCUUCUCCUGCCAAUAAUGCCCCAAAUUCUGAACCGAUUCUACCAAUAUCUUCAAAUUCUGCUGAAAGUGAUAAUCAACAGACAACAAUAGACUCAUCGUCUAGUUCAACAGGGCAGACUACCCCAUCAACAGCUGGUGGUGCUGGGGGUGGUGGUGGCGAAUCAAAUCAACAAGAAGGAGACAGUACAGAUAGUGGAAAUAGGAGGAUUGGUGAAAUUGUUUUAGGAUUGAAUAUUGCACCAGGCGAAGAACCUUUGCCACAAGGUUGGGAGUUGGCAAGAACAGCUAGUGGUCGUAAAUUUUUCAUCAAUCAUAAUGAACAUACUACUACUUGGGAUGAUCCUCGAAUUACUCGAUCAAAUAAUCAACUGAUUAAUGGUUCCCUGUUGACACAUGAAGCUCAACGGCAUUUAAUGAAAGAUUUGGGUCCACUACCGCCUGGUUGGGAGGAACGUGUACAUAGUAAUGGUCGCAUCUUUUACAUUAACCACAAUGCUCGAACUACACAAUGGGAAGAUCCACGGUUGGAACGACUAGGCGGGCCAGCUGUUCCAUAUUCAAGAAAUUAUAAACAAAAAUAUGAUUACUUUCGUUCGAGACUUAAGGCACCACGUGAUCCACAAGCGAAAUUUGAAUUACGUGUCACUCGAGCGGGUAUUUUUGAAGAUUCAUUUCGACUUAUUUAUGGGAUUAAAAGACCAGAAGUUCUUAUGCAUAGAUUAUGGAUUGAGUUUAUCGGUGAGAAAGGCUUAGAUUACGGGGGUGUACAGAGAGAAUGGUUUUUCUUAUUAUCACGUGAAAUGUUCAAUCCUUAUUAUGGUUUAUUCGAGUAUUCAGCUGCAGAUAAUUAUACCCUUCAAAUCAAUCCACUCUCGGGUGUAGCUAAUGAAGAACACUUAAAAUAUUUUAAAUUUAUUGGUCGUGUUGUCGGUAUGGCAGUGUAUCAUGGUAAACUGGUAGAUGGAUUUUUCAUUCGACCUUUCUACAAAAUGAUGCUUGGUAAGACAAUAUCAUUGAAAGAUAUGGAAGCUGUUGACUCUGAAUACUAUCGAAGUUUAAAGUAUAUUCUGAAAGAAGAUCCUGCAUCCUUGGAUUUAUCAAUGUCAGUUGAAGAGGAGCAUUUUGGUGAAACUGUUGAAGUGGAUCUUGUUAAAGACGGUAGAAAUAUUCGUGUUACAAAUAGUAAUAAAACACACUAUAUAGAACGCAUCAUCAAUUGGCGGUUUGUAUCACGUGUCGAGAAACAAAUGUGUGCAUUUCUUGAAGGUUUCAGUGAUUUGAUACCUUUAGAAGCGCUGCAGAUAUUUGAUGCUAAUGAAUUAGAAUUAUUAAUGUGUGGUCUACAAGAUAUCAGUGUCACUGAUUGGAAAGCUAACACUCUGUAUAAAGGCGAAUAUCAUGCUAAUCAUCCAGUGAUUGUGAAUUUAUGGAAGGCUAUUUACACAUUCACCAAUGAAUUAAGAAGUCGACUAUUACAAUUUGUCACUGGAACAUCACGUGUACCAAUGAAUGGUUUCGCUGAAUUAUGGGGUUCAAGUGGACCACAAAAAUUCACUGUUGAAUGUUGGGGCUCUGUAGAUCAACUGCCUCGUGCACAUACAUGUUUCAAUCGUUUGGAUCUACCGCCUUAUACAACUUUUGAAGAACUCCGUUGUAAACUCAUUAUUGCUAUAGAAAAUGCUGAAGGAUUUGAAGGUGUUGAUUGAUCAUGGAUGAUGAUGACAAAUUGAUUUUUCCUAAUUAUUAUUCAUAUUGUAUCAAAAUGAUACUCUUCAGGCGCAUACACAUUUAACACUAAUUCACACACACAAAUAUAUAUAUAUAUAUAUAUAUAUAUAUAUAUAUAUACAUGCAUUCACAACGAGAAUAGACAAGGAAUAUAUACAUAUAUAUAUAUAUAUAUACAACGUUUCAAUUAUCCUUCAAAAUUCUUCUCUAUUGUGAUGUAGAAAUUGUCUAUAUGAAAGAUGGCAUAAUUGUACUGGGUGGGACUUCUUACAAAAAGAGAGACAUUCACAGUUUGCUUGAACAUCUCAUGAAUACAAUCGUCUGUCUGCCUCUCUCUCUCGCGCACGUGCACCCGCUUUUCUGUUGUUAUUGUUGUGAUGAUGUAAGCAGUUUGUGGUUGUGGGACAAGAAUGACUAAUGAUUGCGUAUUUAUUCUAUUCUAUUUAUUUAUUUAUUUAUACAUAAUGAUACAUUUUGUAGGUAUUAUAAGAUCCUGUGUAACAUAUAUAUAUAUAUAUAUAUAUAUAUAUAUAUAUAUAUAUAUAUAUUAUUCACAACCAUUUAUUACCACUACUAUAACUGUUAUUAUUAUUAUUAUUACUAUCACUGUAUGCGGGGAUAUCCAUCUUUGUGGAGCUGUCUAUAAAUAAGCUAUCAGAAGUGCGUGUUUUUUGUGUCCAGAAAUUGUGAUGAAUUCGUAUUCGUGUGUAUGUGUAUGUCUUUGUGUGUAGUUUCAUUUCGCAUCUCUCUCUCUCUCUCUCACUUCAAACAUUGUGUGUAUAAGGUGCCUCAGUUCUGGUACUUUUGGAGGGAGGGGGGAAGAAAUCCAAAGACGUGAUCAAGUAGACACAGUACAUUAAAUAAUUUAUUUGUUUGUAGACGCUACUACUACUACUACUACUACUAUAUUCCCACUUACACGUGUCGUGUCGCAAUUGCACACACACACACACACAUGCACAGUCCCUCUCUCUGGCAUCAAGCCCCACAUACUUCUAACGCUUAAAGGAUCAAAAAAAUGCAAAAACGUUAUUUUAGGAUUUUUGUUUUUGAUUCGUUUAUAUUUUGUGUCCAUGUGUGUGUGUGUGUAAAAAUAAUAAAAACAUUAUUAUUAUCUUUAUUAUUACUAUUAUUCCUAUUCUUUCCUAAUUAAACUAUUUUAACCAAUCAGAGAUAGGCGUGCUGUGUGUGUCUCCUCUUUUUCAUUUUAUUUUGUCGAUUUGUUCAAAUGACACCAUAUUUUGAAAAGGCGGGAAAUUUAAACGAAGCUGUCUGCAAUAAUAUUGGCAGUAAUGGUACUAGUUUGUUAAUUGUAUUUAUUUUUGUGUAUAUUUAUUUUUUGUUUUAUUUUCGUGUUUUCCCUUUGUUUUCUUCAAAUGAUAAAAUGUGAAAAGACAUUCACAAUGUACACUUAUUAGUAAAACACCAAGAAAUCAUUUUCCCCGUGGUGAACACUUGCUCACAACAUUUUGGCGCACACUUUAUCUUUCUUCUCUAUGUGUGUGUGUGUGUGUUGUUUGUCCUACUGUCGAUCAAACACGCAGAUACUGUCUGUCUCUGUCUCCCUCUCUCUCUCUCUCUCUGUUUCACCCUCCUCUUCUAAGUGCAGAUUCGUGUACGUGUCUGUCUGUGGAUGUGGGUGUGUGUGCCUGUGUAAUUGUCCCUUCAUCUUUCUGUUCAACAUAUUUAUAUUCAUUCUACUACUUGUAUAUGCUUUUAUGAGAGGGUAGAGGGUUUAAUUUUAAAGAAAAAUUUACUUUGCAUACUUCAUUUGAUUUAAAUUUAUCAUCUCGCUUAUUAUUAUUAUUGAUUAAUUAUUUAUUGGUGUGAGAACAUUUUCGAAAUGUAUUCACCACUUUUUUACAAAAUAACGAUACAUCAAAUUAGAAUACACAAACAAAAAAAUUGUGUACCUGUCUGAUCUGCAUAUAUGCAUAUACUUCAAUGAUAAAUUUGGGUUUUGUUUGGUUUUGUGGGUGUUUUGGAUUUAUCCCUAGUGUCCUCCCCCGCGCCGGCCCCCCCCCAACAACCCGAACAGCCUCGUUCAUUUUUUUUGGUUUAUUUUGCAUUUUGAUUUUUUUUUCCGAUCUUUUUUUGUGUAGAGAUAUAUUGGCGCAAAAGACAAGUGAAUAACGAUAAUAAUAAUAAUAAUAGUUUAAUGAUUAUCCCUUUUGUUGGUUUAUGUGCUUGUUAAGACUUACUUAAAGAGAAAUGCCUAACAGUGUGAAUGAGGUACUUAGUUAUUAGAUAGAAUUGGAGGUAAUCGACAACAGUAAGACGUCUGCUUGACUAAGUGUUCGUGCUUAUUGGCACUUACUCAUUCACAAGGUAUACAGUAAGGCGUGUGUAUCUGCAAUCUUCGCUACCACUACUAC